AUGUCGGCGCCAGUUCAAAUCUUUUUGGCCGAAAGGUCUUUAGAAAAGGAGCUGCAGUGUAUCUAUGGCAAAUUGAUCCAGGACGAUGAAGAUUUUCGAGCAACCUAUCUCUAUGUCUUAACUGGACGUGGAGCUUCACCGGUAGAUCACCCUGCUGCCUGGAGAGCGCCGAGAUUACGAUCAGUGAGCUCUCUCAGUGAGUCAACCUCCUCCCACAGAUUUAUAGGCUCAUACAUCGCUCACAACUGUGAUCUCAUCAAUCGGGUUCCAUUUACUCCACCCCGUUUUGAUCUCAUUGAUAUAAGAACGAAUUUACCGAUACCCGCAAUUAACAUGACGAAGUUUAUGUACUUUCGCUACCAUCAUCUGCCCGCCAAAGAACUCAGAGCAGCCUCUCCUCCUCCUAUUGGAAGAAGGCCUUACCACCAAGAUUUUGAGAAUUACAGGAGAUCCAUUGAAAUGUUUGUGAACGAUAUUGAAGAACGAACGAUAGAACGAGCCCGAACAAUCACAUCUAUGAUUGUGCUGGCAAAUAUCAUGAGCGAAGAGUUUAAACGAAGAUGUAGAUCGAUAGCGAAUCACUUCCACUUGGAGACGUUCUUCUACAAUUCCGUGACCGAUGACCAAUUGUACUACGUCUUUACUGAUUUCUGGUCAGCUAUCGACUUUAGGUCCCUUCAAGUCAGCGAUAAGCUUCCACAAUCUCCUACAGAGCAAGAUAAAUGGCGAUUUCAAUUAAGAAGGUUUACCAAAGUGACAUUUGCUUGUUUAGCACGCGAUUACUUCAAAUACUGCUUGCAGGUGACCAGGGUAAAGAAGGGUCAUAAUCGAUAUGAUUCAAAGCAACCGUCAGAACGGGAGGAGAAGUUUAAGGAGGAGAAGGCCACUUACGAACGAUUGUGUCGUAACCUGAGGGACUAUCCCAAUAUAAUUGGGGAAAAUGAAGUUGUCAGAAAUUUGUACAUAGAGACUCUUGCACCUCCCGACCAAAAUACACAGCUCAUUACAGAACCGCCAGGAAUCGAGAUACGAGACGCUCACAUUCCAGGCUUUGGGGAGAUUUUUUUCGAUGUAGAGAAAGAGAGAAAACGCUUCAAUACGGGUUUGCAGAAAGUGGCGCACGAGUGGCGGAAGCCGCCAUCGUUGGUACUUUUGAAAGACGCUCGGGAUUUCCAUGCUACGCGGGAUUUCCUCGUCGACUGCAAUCCACCUAUGUAA
Molecule: messenger RNA, 1218 nt
Organism: Botrytis fragariae
Lineage: Eukaryota; Fungi; Ascomycota; Leotiomycetes; Helotiales; Sclerotiniaceae
Exons: 2
Coding region: 1-1218 (405 amino acids)
Source: RefSeq, a predicted model, not a curated record